Messenger RNA from Chara braunii, 1673 nucleotides. Lineage: Eukaryota; Viridiplantae; Streptophyta; Charophyceae; Charales; Characeae. The record is from the annotation of a GenBank genome assembly.
GACGUUUAUGAAACGCAUGGUCCCCCUCGCCACAUGCAUGCCAUGGGGGUUCCAAUGUGUGUAUGCCUCUGUUAGUCACAAUGUGUUCUCUUCUUCAUGGGUGUAAUGCUUCCGGUCACUGAAUGCUGACAACGUUCUUUAGGCUUGUUUGACAUGCCGCGAACAUCGCUUUAUGAGGUUGUCCGAUUUCUUGGCGAUAUGGCGGUAACACUCGACAACUCCCUCGUUUUGUUGCGUUUGUAUUUCCCUCCUGGGAGAUGUCGGAAACGUUUGAAAGAUGGAGAGAAAAGAGUCAACAAUAGGUCCAAACUCUACCGAGACAAGCUAUGGGCUCUCGACUGGGUCAGCGGGACGAACGAGGCCACAUGUGGUGCUGUUGUUUUCUUGACGGAGGAUGAAGGGACAACCUGGUACUGUUGUGCUGGCAUCAUGAGGUCCGAAAUUGACAAGGCGACGACAGAGAAGGGCAAGGUCGACGAGCGCGACUUGAGGAAGUUCUUCCUCAUUUCGGUGUAUGAUGACCAGGGUACCGACUGGGUCAAAACUGACCAAAAAGUCAGCCUCGACCUUGCUCUGUUCAACGGAUAUGGUCAGAAGACAUUCGCGAUAAAAGCCUUCGACGUCAAGGGGGAUCAACUCGCGCUCGCAGGAUACCCAACAAGAGGAAUUCGACGUCGAGGAGUUGGAGGAGUGAACGGAGGAAGACCAUCGGGCUCUUGCGACUUGAAUGUGGGGUGGGAAGCUGGUGGAGGUUGCGGUGCCCGGUUCGGGGACGAUGGGGAAGAUGACGAACAGGAAGGGGAGUGUGGUAGUGGCGGGGGACGCGAACACGAUGAAGGUGGGGACAACCAUUGCGAUGUAACGGUGAGACAUACGGAGUGGGAAAGAGGUGUGGCAAGUGGUGGGAUGGACGAGGACGGUAUGGUUGGUGGGGAUAUGGAGGCGGAAGAAUUGGAAGAGGAAGGAGGAGAUAUCGGUGUUUCGGCAGGGCAAGCCUUGAAGGGGAGGGGAAAGCGUGAAGCGAAAGUGUCCCCUACGUCAACCGCGCCAAAGAAACAGGCUAGAAGAAAAACUAUCGAUGAAGCUCGGGUCGCCUUGGAUACAUCGCAGGGGACGUCUAGUGAACCCGUUAUGAAACGCGAAGCAAGUGGUCGGGUAUGUAGAACGUCAGAGCCCAAGAAGAACAUGCGGUCAUUAAGGCGCCCCAAAUCGGAUGACUCCAGCAACUACGCUGAACGGGUGGACCCUCGUGUGUCGACCUCCAUGGGCCAUGGCGACGACGGCCUAGAAACAAAUAAACCCAGUCCGAUCAACAUGGCGCAAUGCUUCUUCCUCAAGUACGAUGAGCAAGGCAGAAAAAGAAAAAACCCGCCGAGGGUGGUGAUUGAUGUCAUGCAGAUUCUUCAAACUCCCGAGGGAGAUAUCGCCUUCAAUCAGUGAUCGCUGAACCCGACAAUUGUUGCAGGCCUCGAGGAGGCAAUUGAGUCAUCAAUUGGUCUGAGGGAAGAGGAUGGUACUUCUCCAUGGGAACCACAGGAGUUGGUGCUGGCUCUGAUUAUACCCUCGGCGACAGAUCCGAAUGAGCAAGGAACACGUAUCGUUCCAACGGACUUCGAUCCCGAUAGGGCAGACGAGUAGUUCUAUUAUCCAUUCGUCGGGCAGCAUACUUCCGA